Molecule: messenger RNA, 5445 nt
Organism: Closterium sp. Yama58-4
Lineage: Eukaryota; Viridiplantae; Streptophyta; Zygnematophyceae; Desmidiales; Closteriaceae
Source: the annotation of a GenBank genome assembly
AUGCCUGACGAGUUCCUCGCUAGCAACCCCCCCCCGCUCUGGAUCACUCUCUACCACGUUGUCACCCGCCUCCCUGACUCUCUGCGCCCUGUCAGGGACCAGUUCCUCUCUCGCUCCCCCACUGAGCUCACCGUAGACCUCCUCGAGAAGGAACUGCUUGCAGCCGAGGCUAGUAUCGUCGCUGUAGGCACCUCUCGUGGCGACCCCCGCGGCCCCUUCUUCGAGGGGUGCUCCCCUUCCCCCCUCCUCCCCUCUGUCGCCUCUGCUGCUGCUGUCGACCUCCUUGGUGCUGAGAAGGUCGGGGCUGCGUCUGCUUCAGGCGGACGACGCAGGGGCAGGAGUGGCAGGAGUGGGGGUGGUGGCGGAGGAGGCGGGGGUGGAGGUGGUGGCGGUGGAGGUGCGACUGGAGAGGCUAGUGGCGGCAGUGGUGGAGGUGACAGCGGCGUUGGGAGUGGUGACAGGGGCGGAGGUGGCAGCGGAGGCGGAGGUGGUCGUGGCAGCGGCAGGGGUGGAGGUGGCCGGGGCGGAGGCGGCGGGGGUGGUGGUCGUGGAGGCCCGGGGGGCGGUCAGAGUCAGCAGCCUGCCCCGACCCUUCAGGCCGCCCGUGAGUGGUAUGCGCGGCGCAGCGUCACCUGCCAGUACGUUAUUCGUACAGGUGACCGCACUGGCCAGACGUGUGGGGGGCCGCACCAGACGGAGCGCUGCUUCGCCCGCCUCAACGAUGCGUGGCGCACCCAGUUUCCUGGUGGGGGUGAGCUGCCGCGCUGGGCUGAGCUGCUCAGGAAGGGUGUUGAUAUUUGGGCACUAGACUUUGAUGCUAUUCUCACUGCCAUGUAUGCGAUGUCUAUUAGUGGAGAGGGUGCUCAGUACUUGCGUGUUCCGCCCGACCCGGGCAUUCAGGCCAGCCCCGCUGCUGCUCUAGGUGCUAGUGUGUCUGCUUCCACAGGUACUACUGCAGCUGCUGCUCUAGGUGCUUGUGCGUCUGUGCCCCCUGGUACUGAGUCGACUGCAGCACUGCACACCUUCACACUGGACUCAGGUGCUUCUCGCUCUUUCUUUCGUGACCGCACUGUCCUUGAGCCUCUAGCUCGGCCGGUUGCUGUCUCUCUUGCUGACCCCUCUGGGGGUCCGGUCCUUGCGACCUCCUCCACCACCCUUCCGUGUCCAGCGGUUCCGUCCGGCACGCUCUCAGGUCUCUACCUCCCCUCGUUCUCCACGAACUUGGUGGCAGGUAGUGCGCUCCAGGACGGGGGUGUUCACCAGUUCACCCCUGCCUACGAGCGUGUGACUCACUGCACGUGUGCUCGGACGGGCCGCCACCUAGCUACUUUCACUCGAGAGCCGGGGUCUGACCUGUACACACUGACCACUGAGUCCCCUCAGGUAGCUGCGUCUGCGUCAGCGUCAGGUCAGCUGUCCGCCCCCUGCUCGUGUCGCUCUCUGGCGAACGACACCGUCCUCUGGCACCACCGCCUUGGUCACCCGUCUGUGCAGCGCCUGCGGGCCAUGCACAAACGGGACCUUGUUGCUGGUCUUCCCAGGGUGCUCCCUCCCCUUCCUGACUCCCCUGCUCCUGACUGCAUUCCCUGUGUCGAGGGGCGGCAGCGCGCCGCUCCUCACUCCUCCUCCUUUCCCCCGACGACCGCUCCCCUGCAGACGCUCCACAUGGACGUGUGGGGCCCAGCCCGCGUCCGUGGUCAGGGUCAGGAGAGGUACUUCCUGAUAGUUGUUGACGACUACUCGCGCUACACCACGGUCUUCCCCUUGCGCGCCAAGGGUGACGUCCCUGGUGUUUUGAUCCCCUGGAUCAGCCGAGCCCGUCUCCAGCUAGGCGAGCGCUUUCACUCGGACUUUCCUGUCCUGCGCUUGCACUCUGACAGAGGUGGUGAGUUUGCCUCCGACCUCUUGGCAGCCUACUGUGCUGAGCACGGCAUUGAGCAGUCGUACACGCUUCCGGCCUCUCCACAGCAGAAUGGGGUCGCUGAGCGCCGCAUUGGCUUGGUCAUGGAGGUCGCUCGUACCUCCCUGACCCAUGCGGCUGCUCCCCACUUUCUGUGGCCGUUUGCGGUCCGGUACGCAGCGCAUCAGCUCAACCUCUGGCCCCGUGUCUCCUUGCCGGAGACUUCCCCGACUCUACGGUGGACGGGAGAGGUUGGCGAUGCGUCGCGUUUCCGGGUCUGGGGAUCUCGAGCUUUUGUCCGCGACACGUCCGCGGACAAGCUCUCGCGUCGCGCUGUUCCCUGUGUCUUUCUUGGCUUUGUUCCCGACGCGCCUGGAUGGCAGUUUUACCACGUCACCUCGCGCCGGGUUCUGGCCUCUCAGGACGUCACUUUUGACGAGUCCGUCCCCUUCUACCGCCUCUUCCCCUACCGCACUGCCCCGCUCCCCCCCCCGCCUCUCUUCCUCGCUCCAGGUGCUGAGGUACCAGACCCCCUCCCCCCUCAGGGUGCCGCUCCCUCAGGUGUGUCCCAGGUAGACCCGGGUGAGCCUGUCGAGGUAGCUGUUGACUCGCGUCCUGCGUCUGGGGGUGCUGAGCCUGGGAGUGCUGCGUCUGAGGGUGCGGAGCCUGGGGGUGCUGAGCCUGGAGGUGCGGAGCCUGGGGGUGCUGAGCCUGGAGGUGCGGAGCCUGGAGGUGCGGAGCCUGGAGGUGCGGAGCCUGAGGGUACUGAGCCUGGACGUGCUGAGACUGGGGGUGCUGAGUCUGGGGGUGCUGAGUCUGGGGGUGCUGAGCCUGAGCGUGCUCCACCUGGAGGAGCCCUCUCCUCCCAGCAGCUGCAGGAGAGGUACCUCGAGUACUGCCGCCUCCGGAGAGGUGCUUCUGGAGCUCGUCCCGGUACUUCCCCUCCUACCCAGGAGCUCCCCCCCAUUCAGGUGAUCCGCGAGUGGUACACGCGGCGCUGCAGUCUUCGUAGUGGUGCUCCUGGUGCUGCGGACCCGAGCGGUGGUGUUGUUGCUGGUGCUGAGGACCCGGACGCUGGAGCUGCUGCUGGUGCUGAGGACCCGGGUGUUGGAGCUGCUGCUGGUGCUGAGGACCCGACCGGUGACGCUGCUGCUGGUGCUGAGGACCUGACCAGUGGCCCUGCUGCUGGUGCUGAGGACCCGGGCGUUGGAGCUACUGCUGGUGCUGAGGACCCGACCGGUGGUGCUGCUGCUGGUGCUGAGGACCCGGGGGCUGGAGCUGCUGCUGGUACUGAGGACUCGGGCGUUGGGGCUGCCACUGGUGUCCCUGCUGCUUCUGGAGACGCUACGCGGCCGCGACCGUACUUCGUACCGCUCCUUCAGCAGGUUCUUGGUCAGGCUCCUCCUCCUAGUCCUCCUCCCUCAGUCGAGUGUCCUCUGCCUGUCCAGCCGCAGUCACAGUUACCGCCUGCCUCGCCUCUCCCUGCUCCCUCCCCUUACGCUGGUCCCACAAGAGGUCUUACAGAGCGUCGUGAGCCUGAGUCUCGUCCUGCGUCGCCUGUUCGUACUGCUCGCACUGGUCGUCGUGUCCCACGUGAGCGUCCUCCUCCUGUCCCUGGCACUCACUACAUGACUCUGCGUCCCUCCACUGCUCCGCAGCGUGUCCCGCUGCCGUCUCCUCCUGCGUCCUCUCUUCCUACUCUUCCUGACCCGGAGUCUGACUCCCGUCGUGCUGCCAGUCCCACUGUUACGCGUCUCCUCGCUACAGUUGUCACUGACCCGACCUUUGAGUCCUCUGCUGCGUCUGCUCUGGUCGCUGAGUUGGUUGACUUUGCUGCUCGCUGUCGCCUAGACUACGCUGCCAGCCUUGUCGCUAGACAGGAGGAGUUCCACUGCCUUGCUGCUGCUUUGCCCCAUCUCGUGUCCUUGCUAGUUGCCCCUGAGGGAGACCCGGAUGCACCAGACAUCCCGACCCCACGCUCUUACGCUGAGGCGAUGGCGGGUCCCUACUCCUCUCAGUGGCAGACAGCCAUGGACGCAGAGAUGGCCUCCUGGAAGUCCACAGGCACCUACGUAGACGAGGUUCCCCCUCCUGGGGCGAACAUCGUCAGUGGCAUGUGGAUUUUCAGGGUGAAGCGGCCGCCGGGUUCUCCACCUGUCUUCAAGGCGCGCUACGUGGCUCGAGGCUUCAGUCAGCGAGAGGGAGUAGACUUCUUUCAGACCUUCUCCCCCACCCCGAAGAUGACUACUCUUCGGGUGCUACUGCACAUAGCCGCUCACCGCGACUACGAGCUUCACUCUCUUGACUUCAGCACUGCUUUCUUGCAGGGCAGCCUGCACGAGGAGAUCUGGCUGCGCCGCCCUCCUGGCUUCACUGGGUCAGUUCCUCCUGGCACCCAGUGGAGGCUUCAGCGGCCGGUCUACGGUCUCCGCCAGGCGCCACGUGAGUGGCACGACACACUGAGGACGACACUUGCGGCUCUUGGGUUCGCUCCCUCUACUGCUGACCCGUCACUGUUUCUACGCACCGACACCUCGCUGCCGCCGUUCUACAUCCUCGUGUACGUCGACGACUUGGUCUUUGCCACUGCUGACACCGCGGCACUCGCUCACGUGAAGUCGGAGCUGCAGAGGAGACACACGUGCACAGACCUGGGUGAGCUGACGAGCUAUCUUGGCUUGCGGAUCACCCGGGACAGAGCACGGCGCACCAUCACCCUGACUCAGUCACACAUGGUGCAGCAGGUUCUCCAGCGCUUCCGCUUCACGUACUCCUCGCCUCAGUCCACUCCUCUGCCUACCGGUCACUCGCUCUCAGCUCUGCCUUCGGAUGAGUCCGUAGAGCCGAGUGGCCCGUAUCCAGAGCUUGUGGGCUGCCUCAUGUACCUGAUGACCUGCACUCGACCUGACCUUGCAUACCCUCUUAGCAUCCUAGCACGCUAUGUCGCUCCUGGCCGUCACCGGAAGGAGCACAUGGAUGCUGCUAAGAGGGUGUUGCGCUACUUGUGCAGUACGUCGGGCAUGGGGCUUGUGCUUGGAGGGCGAGACCGGGUUGUUCUCACAGGGCACUCAGACGCUUCUUGGGCAGACGACCAGGCUACUCAGCGGUCGUCCCAGGGUUACACCUUCAGCCUUGGCUCUGGCUCAGUUUCUUGGCGUUCUACUCGCUCUUCUUCUGUUCUCAGCUCCAGUUGUGAGGCUGAGAUCUACGCCACAGCCAUGGCUGCUCAGGAGCUACGCUGGCUGACCUACCUGCUGACCGACCUUGGAGAGCGGCCUCGUUCUCCUCCAGUGCUGUACGUCGACAACCAGGCUGCCAUUGCCUUGUGUGAGGAGCACAGACUGGAGCACAGAACGAAGCACAUCGCUCUGCGGUACUUCCUUGCUCGAGAGCUGCAGCAGCGUGGUCAGCUUUGUCUGCGUUACGUGGCCACGGAGGCCAACACUGCUGAUGUGUUCACCAAGGCGCUUCAGCCUUGUGACCAUCAGCGCUUUUGCACUCUGCUAGGCCUUGUACCUACUGGGCCUCACUUGCUUACCUCUUGA